Molecule: messenger RNA, 2557 nt
Organism: Engraulis encrasicolus (European anchovy)
Lineage: Eukaryota; Metazoa; Chordata; Actinopteri; Clupeiformes; Engraulidae
Product: homeobox protein Hox-C4a
Exons: 3
Coding region: 1681-2487 (268 amino acids)
Biological process (GO): embryonic skeletal system morphogenesis; anterior/posterior pattern specification; positive regulation of transcription by RNA polymerase II
Cellular component (GO): nucleoplasm; nucleus
Molecular function (GO): DNA-binding transcription factor activity, RNA polymerase II-specific; RNA polymerase II cis-regulatory region sequence-specific DNA binding
Source: RefSeq, a predicted model, not a curated record
UCAUUCUCUCGUUUGUUUGUCCUCUUCCACGCAUGUCUUUUAAAAUAGAAGAUAAAUGAUGCUGUGGUAUAACAAAUGGAGCUUGGAAGAAUGCUCCAUCCCCUGAAUAACCCAAAGACAGAUUGAACUGGGGACAUGUUGACGUUGGCCUGAAAUCUCAUUUAUCCAUUUGUAGAAAAUGAAUCGACAUUUAAGCGUCCACAGCUCCAUCGUGACUUUUGAAACGGACUAAAGAAUAUGUUUAUUUUAUUGAUCAGGACCCCCAUCAUAUCCAACUCUGGUACUUAUUUUGUAGGACACUGCAUGCUCUCUGGCCUGUAUAAAAGGGGGGAAAGGUUGUCAAAACUCCUUAGAGCUGUUUCUUUUUGCCUGCUUCUGUCCCUGUGUCUGCCGAGGAACCCUGCACUUCUAUCCUGCCUUCCAGCCUUCUGACCUCUUCUAACAGUUGUCUAUAUGUACCCUGUAGAACCGAAUUUGUGUGACAACCAACUAAUCGCAAAUGCGUCUCUACAGGAAUACAUGGGCAACUCAAAAGCUACACUCGUCAAGAACUGCUUUUCCCUUUCUAUGUACUGCUUUUCUACGUUCUUGUUGUGUUCUAAUUGUGUCCAAUUCUCUAGUUUUUAUUUAUUAAUUUAUUUAUUUAAUCAGAGCCUUCUUAUUUCUCGUGCGUAAUAGCAUUCGGCGCGGUUCUAAUUAAGAUAGCUAACAUUCCUGUGAGCAAAGUUAUUUAAUAACCACUUUCAUUAGUGCACUACAGGGUGGGCGAGUAACACUUAUUUAAGCAGGAAUGUGAAUGAUACUUAGAGGAGCUUUUGAGACCCUUUCUUUUAGUGGACAGUGAUUUGUGGCCUUCUGGAACCAUAAAACUUAUCCAAGGUGUCACCGAUCCAAUCCAUCAGACCCAAAACUAUUUCGUCAUUGUUCAACAAACCGAACAUAUGCUUGGGAGAAAGAAUGGGUGAGGGGGUGUCUUAAGAUCAUUUUAACAUUUUCUCCAAUUUGGGGGUUCAUUGAUAAAUAAUUCAAGCAAUUCCCGCAAACACUUUAAGAUUCAAAAACAAAAAAAACAAAGUUCACUCUUUUUAGUUUAUGUCCUUAGUGGGACAACUAUAUUUCUUCUGCAAGGUCUUCUGAGACAGCUGGGCAAGGUCGGGCCGUGAAAAAUGUAUCUAAUUGUUGGUGAAUGGAGAUGAUUGAGUUGGCCAACUUAUAGAUAGGUUGCCAAGUUAGUGUUUGUGUCAGCAGCAUAGGUAUCGCUGUGCGCCUUCUGAUCUCGGUACUAUGCUUAACAUUCAGAAUUCUCCUUUAUCGUUCUUUAUCCAUCUCGAGAUCAUCCUGCUGACCCAAGCACCAAAAACGUGCUGCCCCAUAAAGGGCCUAUACAUCACUUGGAGGUAAGGCCUACCUACUGGUCUUAAUGAGGGAGGGCUGGAGAGAGAGAGAGAGAGAGAGAGAGGGAGAGAGUGAGAUAGAGAGAGAGAGGGAUUACAAUAGGCACAAAUGAAUGUGUAUUUGGAAUCAUCUUUGGUUCCUUAUCCGGGAACUACCUCUCACGCUGCCAUUGGGCCACCGCGUCACGUGGUAAAAGUAACUUUACAGGGUUGCUCGCUAGUAGGAGGGCUUUAUGGAGCAGAAAAACGACAAAGCUAGAAAAAUUAUUUUUCACUCCAGAAAUUAAUGAUCAUGAGCUCGUAUUUGAUGGACUCUAACUACAUCGAUCCGAAAUUUCCUCCAUGUGAGGAAUAUUCGCAAAAUAGCUACAUCCCCGACAAUCCCGAAUAUUACAGCCGAGCGAGGGACACUGGCUACCAGCAUCACCACCAGGAGUUAUACCCUCCACGGUCAGGCUACCCGGAGCGCCAGUACAACUGCCCCAGCAUCCCCGAGCCUGACACCCAGCGAGGACAUGGACUACCACACUCUGGGCACCUGCUCACAGGCAAGGGGCAACCCGCCUCAUGUGAACCCCAGUUACCCAUGUCCCCAUCCACCCCACCGACAGCCGCAGCCGCCUGCAACCAAGCCACGCCGGAACACCCAAACAGCUCAGCCUCCGCUAAGCAGCCCGUAGUAUACCCAUGGAUGAAGAAGAUUCACGUCAGCACCGUGAAUCCCAAUUACAAUGGAGCGGAGCCCAAGCGGUCUAGAACUGCUUACACCCGCCAGCAGGUUUUAGAGUUGGAGAAGGAAUUCCACUAUAAUCGCUACUUAACGCGGCGGAGGCGCAUCGAGAUUGCCCAUACCCUGGUUCUCUCGGAACGGCAAAUCAAAAUUUGGUUUCAGAACCGCAGGAUGAAGUGGAAGAAGGACCAUAGGCUCCCCAACACCAAAGUCAGAUCAUCAUCUUCCACGGGCAUAUCCAGCGGGUCCAACACAGCCUCUGCAGUCAGCGUUGUAGGAGCAACGUCGGCUCCAGGCAGCCUCACAACUACCGAUGAACUCUCCGGAUCUGACCGUGGCGAGGAUAUUACAAGAUUCACGUGAGGAAUGGAAAAGUGGCUGGUGCUCCGGGAAGGACUCUUUGUCCGUCUCCAAGUUGCAGUCGGACAGCUGA